Trifolium pratense (red clover) is the source of this 968-nucleotide messenger RNA. Its product is annotated as enoyl-CoA delta isomerase 1, peroxisomal. Gene Ontology annotation, cellular component: peroxisome. Gene Ontology annotation, molecular function: delta(3)-delta(2)-enoyl-CoA isomerase activity; enoyl-CoA hydratase activity. The transcript has a single exon. Lineage: Eukaryota; Viridiplantae; Streptophyta; Magnoliopsida; Fabales; Fabaceae. Gene Ontology annotation, biological process: fatty acid beta-oxidation. The record is from RefSeq and is a predicted model, not a curated record. The coding region runs from base 46 to 783 and encodes 245 amino acids.
CGUUUUCAUGGUUAUUAAUACUUGCCCAGUAUAUAUGUUAAGAUUAUGCGUUUUCAUAUGAUUAAUUUGAUUGAUUCAAUAAAAAUGUGUAGCUUAGAGAAAAGAGGCAACAUCUUCAUCCUAACACUAACCGGCGACGGUGAACACCGUCUCAACCCCACACUUCUCAAUUCCAUCAAAUCCACCCUCCGCCAUGUACGUCAACAAGCCACCACUUCCUCCGCCCUCAUCACAACCGCCAAUGGAAAAUUCUUCUCCAACGGUUACGACAUCAACUGGGCUAAGUCAAUGCAAGACAUGAUCCUCAUGGACGAUUUACUCCGAUCCAUCAUCUCCGAUCUCAUCUCUCUUCCUAUGCCUACCAUCGCCGCCGUCACCGGUCACGCCGCCGCCGCGGGUUACAUGCUGGCUCUAUCUCAUGACUAUGUUUUAAUGCGAUCUGAUAGAGGAUUUCUUUACAUGAGCGAACUUGACAUCAAGCGUGUUAUUCCGGCGUGGUUUGUUGCCGUCGUUGAUGCUAAGGUUGGAUCCGCCGCGGCUCGGAGGAAAAUUGUGAUGCAGGCGGAGAAGGUGACUGCUAAGGAGGCGGUGAGGUUGGGUAUUGUUGAUUCGGCGCAUGACAGUGCUGAGGAGACGGUUAAGGCUGCAGUUGUUUUGGCCGUUGAUUUGGUGAAGCGUGGAUGGGAUGGACACGUGUAUGCUGAUAAUAGGAAGAAGUUUUUGAGUAAUGUGAUUCAUGCUGUUGAAGAUACCUCUGAGAGGAAAAUUGAAUCCAAACUUUAGUAGUUUGGGCUUUUUUUUUUGGCAGAUAGUUUGGGUUUGUUAUAUUGGGCUUAAUAAUGUAUGUGUCCUCCUGUCAAAAAAAAAAUAUGUGCGCUAUAAUUAUUGGUGAAAAUAAAUAAAUUUAUAUGCACUGAUGUAAUCUUUUGUUGCACAUGCAUCAAUUUUGAUGUCACUUUUGUAGAUUA